UGUGAUGUCUCGCAGCUCGCUAACUUUUUUUUUGGAGGUGGAUUGGAAUUUGGAAUUUGUAUUUUUUAAUUCAGAUUUAGAGAUAGAUAGUUGAAAUAAUUAUUAAGGUUCGAUAAAAUAGCUUUUGUUUUGUUGUUGAGUAAUGGAUAUUUAACUUGGAGGUCUAAAUAAAGCGACGACAUGGUUGUCUCACCGCAAAGUCCUGCAAGCGAUAGCCAAAGCGUACAAGCAAAAAAGAUCAAUAUGGCGUCUAAACAAACAUCAGUGGCAGAUACAAGAGCUGAUUUGGCUGAACUAGUAAAAAAAAAAGCUGAGGUCGCUGAAACCUUGGCUAACUUGGAGCGCCAAAUAUAUGCAUUCGAGGGAUCAUAUCUAGAGGACACUCAACUGUAUGGAAAUAUCAUUCGUGGAUGGGACAGAUAUCUGACAACAAACAAGAGUACUAACUCAAAAGCAGACAAACGGAAUAGGAAGUUCAAAGAGGCCGAAAGAUUAUUCUCAAAGUCUUCCAUUACAUCUAUGGCUGCAGUAAGUGGUCUUGUGGACCCUGCAGAAGCUAAAAAUGAAAGAAACAGUGAAACAGAAUCUCAGACUAAUGAGGAUUCUUCAGACACACAGAUAAGCACCAGCCUAAGCAUGGGAGCUUUGAACCAUACAACAAUACAUGGAUCCACAGAAAGUAUUGCAUCUAAACCUUCAGGAAAACUACACACCAAUGGCAGUAUUGAGAAAAGCAUCAGCAGUGCACUUCUUAAACAAAAUGUUGUACAAAAGCUUUCAUCACAAUCAAAUAUGCUUCAAAAAUCUUUUGGGAAUGACAAUAAGAUGUUAUCUGCCGUUGGAUUAGACAGUAGACCAAGCACUCCAAAGGAUAAAGAUAGUGGAAUUGGAUUGAUUAACAAAGGUGACACUACACCAAAUUCAUUGAAACAUAAGCUAUCCAACAGUAGCAAUAACAGCAAUAUCAAAAAAAGCAACAAUAAAAAAGCAAGACAUAGAUAAAUAAAUAUUUGAAGUGUUGAGCCUCAAUAGCUCAACGGUAAGAGUGGUCGGACUAAUCACCCAGGGGUUCGAUCCCUAUCCCGUUGGUCUAUUGUUGUACCCACUCCUAAUACAGUCCUUCCAGACUUGUUCAGACAGACAGAGUUUGAGGAGAAUGGGAAUGUUGGUCAUAUUUAAAAGUUAUGGCAAAUUAAAAUAAAAAAUAGUAACUGUAAUUAUUACCAGUUACUAAUUACUACGAAAAAUAUUAUUUACUAUCAGCAGAGCCUACAACUUACUAAUGGAAUGUCAUUUAUGAUCAAUAAAAUUACAUUACAAUUA
Bicyclus anynana (squinting bush brown) is the source of this 1323-nucleotide messenger RNA. RefSeq names its product chromatin modification-related protein MEAF6 (gene Eaf6). NCBI's taxonomy places the organism in Eukaryota, Metazoa, Arthropoda, Insecta, Lepidoptera, Nymphalidae. Gene Ontology annotation, cellular component: NuA4 histone acetyltransferase complex. The transcript has 4 exons. Bases 181 to 1002 code for a protein of 273 amino acids. The record is from RefSeq and is a predicted model, not a curated record.